GGUUGGAACUCUUAAAACAGCUCAAGUUGCUUCUUCUUUUUCUGUUUGGCUUUCUGUACUUCCUUGGCCCAGAAAUGGACUCAAUGAAGCUGCUGGUCGGAGUGUUUGGGACUCUAGUGCUGAAAAUGGUGACAGAUGUGACCCUGGUGGGAUCUCAUGCUGACGUGCGGAACUGCAAGUUCCCGGCUAUGUACAACUUUGGGGACUCUAAUUCUGAUACUGGAGGAAUAUCUGCAGCUCUAGGAGAGAUCCCUCCACCGAAUGGAGAAACCUUCUUCGGGCAUCCUUCAGGAAGAUCUUGUGAUGGCCGUCUCAUCAUAGAUUUCAUUGCUGAGAGACUGAAGUUGCCAUAUCUUAGCGCAUACCUGGACUCAGUCGGUACAGACUUCAGACAUGGUGCGAAUUUUGCAACCGGAGGCUCAUCGAUUCGUCCAGGUGGCUAUAGUCCAUUUCAUUUGGGUGUGCAGAUUUCUCAGUUCAAGCAAUUCAAAGCUCGGACGAACAGACUUCGUAACCAGAGGAAUCUUCCAAGGGCAAUGGAAUUCUCAAAAGCUCUCUAUACAUUCGACAUUGGACAGAAUGACCUCGCCUAUGGCUUCCAACACUCUUCAGAGGAAGAUGUCUGGAAGUCGAUACCAGAUAUUCUCAGCCAGUUUGCAGAGGCAGUUAAGUGGAAGGGGGUCUUAGUUCUUCGCCAAAGCAGCUACUCACAACUGGCUGGUUGCUGCUGCUGCCGCUUCGCCUACGUCGAAUCAACGCCCAGCUCCUCCUGCACCCAGUCGAAUCAGCAUAUCCAUGCUCUCCGUACGCAUGCCCCCGGUCGGCUUUACCGGAAAAUCUGCAGCGGUCACUUUUUCCCCUUUCUUCCUUUCGCCAUGCCUCUCCCGGACACGCCGCUGUACCACAGCACCACUCACCAGCCCACUCUAAUCCUGCUCAACACGCCACCGCCCAUUCAUUGCAACUCCUUUCCCUGUUCCCUUUGAUUAAUGGAAGAGGCCCGCUUCCCUCCAAUUCAUCUCUUCGCUUGCUUUUUUCUCUAUUCCCACUUCGCCCUUUCGGUUCUUCGCCUAAUCCUCUUCCGACUUCGCAUCUUCUGCCUAACUCGCUCCGAUGAAUCACGUCGUCCUCUCCUAACUCAGAUGGAAGGACAAAGCUCCCGUCCUCAAAUUGCCCCUCCUCCAUAUAUGGAUGCCUACCUCUGGCGGCCCCAUGGAUUGUCCGAAUGCGCGACGUUUUUGACAGAUUAAUUGGUGAGUUCUGUCAAUCCUUGCUUGCUUCUCCUCUAUGAGUUUGCCUCUCCUUUCUUAUUGGGUAUUGCGAUCGAACCAAAGCCCAGUUGGAUCUUUGAGUCUCUGUUGUUGCCUUGUUGGAGUUCAAUUCUCUCCAGAAUUCCCAGUACCCUUCACUAAAAAUCAAUCUAGGUACUCAGUCUUCUUCCAGGCAGUUCAUAAUAAAUAAUAGGAAACUUGAUUCCUGCCAUUUGGAUCAGUUUUGGUGGUUAGCUUUGAGGGAUUUUUGGUAUUUUUUCCCGAGGGGAUAUUCGAAUCUAAACCAUGUCAUGUUACUGUAAUUUCAUAUUCAUGCAGGUAAUUGUAGCCACCAAACAAUGGAGGAAAUGGCUUUGUUGACUUACAAUCGGGGUCUUAAGCUCUCUUCCCCUGGUAAUAAUUCUUCUUCACCAACAUUCUAAACUACAUUAAACUAACUGCUAUGCUGCUGCUUCAAUACCAUAUCAGAAAGGUUGUUUACAUAUCUGGAGUAGGGAGGUAGUUUGUUUAUGUGAACCCAAUUGUUCCUUUCAAACUCAGUUUAAAUUUUGCCAUAUAUAUGUUCUUUCGGCAAAUUUGCUAGCUGCAGAUAGGUUUUGUUUUAUUUUGUGCUCUGCUUAAUUCAGUUGAAGUUUUGACGUAGAUUUUCUUAUAAGUUAUAACUUUCAGUUGGUUUAGUGUAGGUGGUGGUCAAUGAUGUUGUAACAGUUGCCGGAAUGAUGUUGUGGCAGGGGAUGAUGUGUCAGGAAACUAUUUAAUUGUUAGCACAAAAGAAUUGCUACCAAGGGCUCAAACAUGGUACUUGCUUUCACAUUCAUGUUUAGAUAGCUGUGUGUUUAUGGGUGGAAUCCUUCUCUUCCAAGUUUUUCUUAUUUUUCCAGUGCUGCUGCAUUUUCUUGGCUGCUGCCAUAAUGCUGCUUCUGCAGUGUUAUUAUGUUGCUAUUGCUGCUGCUGUAUUAUAAAAUUAUGUUGUGUGAUUAUUGAUUUGACCGUCAAUGUGAAUCUCAGGAGGAUGCAAUUGCAGUGGUUAAUUUGGAAAGCAAUCUCCUGGCGAUCCAAUGCGGUGCUUCUAUGACUCAACAUGCGACUUUCUAUGUAAUUUCCUCCCUUUUCGCAGGUACUUCUAACUAGAAACCUGUAAUUUUUAUAAUUGGUGCAUAUUAGUCAUAAGGAAUUUGAAACUUGAAAGAGGUUUGAAAAAGGAAUUAUAUUUUCGUAGCUGUAGCCUUGCGCGUGGUUUUUUCAUUGGUAUUUAUAGUAAGAUACUGUAAACAAAGAAAUUAACGAACAAUGUAUAA
Linum trigynum is the source of this 2569-nucleotide messenger RNA. NCBI's taxonomy places the organism in Eukaryota, Viridiplantae, Streptophyta, Magnoliopsida, Malpighiales, Linaceae. The record is from the annotation of a GenBank genome assembly.